AUGGCUGCAUCGCAACAGGGAAUCCCACUCGAAGAACCUUCGGCCAACGCCGAGAUACUCCUCCAAUACGAACUCUCCCCAUCCGCCAUAUUCCCCGCCUUCACAGCCUCGACUGCAUUCGAUCUCGGCUGUGCAAUUCGCAAUCGCAUUCUCUCGCUGCCCGCGUCUCAACGCAAACCAGCCGUGGUUUCAAUUACCAGUUGCCAGGGAAAUCAGACGCUCUUUCACGCUGUCACCGAGUCGGGCACAACUCCGGAUAACGAGGAAUGGGUGCGGCGUAAGCGUAAUACCGUUCUGAGGUGGGCGUGUAGUACUUGGGCGCUGAGGAGGAAGAUGGUUGGUUCAUCGGAUAGUGGCUUCGGGGAAGCGUUUGUUGAGAAGGCCUUUGCGCAAAAACAUGGCCUGAAGAGCUCUGUUCCUGAGGGUGUGCCAGACGAUUAUGCCAUCCACGGAGGCGGUUUUCCGAUUAAAGUGGAGAGCGUCGAUGGCAUUGUUGGUGUGAUUGUUGUUAGUGGAUUGAAGCAGCACCAUGAUCACCAGGUCAUUGUUGAGACUAUCAGUGACUAUUUGAAGAGAUGA
Molecule: messenger RNA, 579 nt
Organism: Talaromyces atroroseus
Lineage: Eukaryota; Fungi; Ascomycota; Eurotiomycetes; Eurotiales; Trichocomaceae
Exons: 2
Coding region: 1-579 (192 amino acids)
Biological process (GO): post-translational protein targeting to endoplasmic reticulum membrane
Cellular component (GO): TRC complex
Source: RefSeq, a predicted model, not a curated record